GUGUUGGCCUGAUUGAGUGCCAGUGGAGGGGAUGAAGAGAAGAGCGGACGGUCACGCGUGUCCAGCAUGCGCACAUACAGCUCUGCGCGUCUCAUCUCAUCAUGACCAGGACUCACCCCAACAAUAGCGUCUGUCCUUGAAUUACUCAGUUCCUGGAUUUGUGGACUACAGGGACUUUCACAACAAUUUAUCUCUCGUAUUUUUUUUACAAGUCUUCAUUCUUUAGCAAAAUAAACAGUAGAAGGAACUGCUAAUUUAACUGUUUUCUUAAAGAAAAUGCUUCUCAUUUGUUGAAAAAAGGAAGAAACAACUCGAAAGACAACCUGUGCAACUAUUCAGAAAUAACGGCACAAAACAAGCUGUUUUUUUCUUGGACCAGCGUUUUGACUUUAAGGAAAUAAACAUGUCCAGCAGAAGCAUCGAGUGGGAGCAUUUCGAGGAGCGCGAGAAGAUUCACCGGUCCCCGCGGGGCAGCGGUGGUUCUCACUCCGGCUCGCGGGGUAACGGGCUCGUUCCCAGUCCCGCUCACAGCGCGCACUGUAGCUUCUACCGCACACGCACACUGCAGUCGCUAACCUCCGAGAAGAAAGCGAAAAAAGUUCGCUUCUAUCGGAACGGUGAUAAGUACUUCAAGGGCUUGGUGUACGCGGUGUCCGGUGACCGCUUCAGGUCUUUCGACGCGCUGCUGAUGGAGCUCACCCGCUCCCUCUCGGACAAUGUGAAUUUACCGCAGGGAGUCCGGAGCAUCUAUGCUAUAGACGGGGGAAAGAAGAUCACCAGCAUGGACGAGUUACUAGAAGGAGAAAGCUAUGUGUGUGCUUCCAACGAACCCUACCGUAAAGUGGACUACACUAAGAACGUUAACCCCAACUGGUCAGUCAAUGUGAAGACUGGGACGUCCCGCUCGAUGCCAUCUCUUACCACUUCAAAGAAUGAGCUGAAAGAACGAGAGAGCAAAGACUUCAUCAAACCCAAGCUGGUGACUGUCAUCAGGAGUGGCGUCAAACCGCGCAAGGCCGUCCGGGUCCUUUUGAAUAAGAAGACGGCUCACUCCUUUGAUCAGGUGCUCACGGACAUCACGGAUGCCGUUAAACUGGACUCUGGGGCUGUGAAGAGACUCUACACUCUGGAGGGCAAACAAAUUACAUGUUUGCAGGAGUUUUUCGGGGACGAUGACGUAUUCAUCGCGUGCGGCCCUGAGAAACACCGUUACGCACAGGAUGAUUUUGUGUUGGAUCACAGUGGUAAGGCUUCCACAGCCUUUAUAACCGAAUGUCAGGUGCUCAAGUCCUCUUAUUCUUCUCGUUCUGCUCCUCCUGUGAGGUACUCUGGUUGUAAAAGUCCAGGACCCACCCGCCGCAGCAAAUCCCCUGGAUCAGUAAGAAGGACUCCCGGACACUUCUCUACAAAUAGCCAAUCUCCAGUCAAAUCACCAAUAAAUGGAGUACCUAACAGCCAAAUCACUACCCCCAAAUCCGCCAAAUCUUCCAGCUCCUCCCCGACCAGCCCCCGCAGCAUGCGCAACUUUAAGUUUAGUUGCAACAAGCGGAUAGGAGUCCCCCUCCGUCUCUCUGUACAGAUUCCAGCACAUCACUCUUCUGCAACCAAUGUGAACGGCUCCUCUGAGACGCCCCACCAAUAUAACAACAGUGUGAGCCCUGAAGUUAAUGGAAACAGGAACAUAGCUGCUUCCAGUAUUUUGGACAAGUACAAAAUUGGCAAAGUCAUUGGUGAUGGAAACUUUGCUGUGGUUAAGGAGUGUGUUGAACGAUCCACUGGAAAGGAGUUUGCACUGAAGAUCAUCGAUAAAAACAAAUGCAGAGGCAAAGAGCACCUGAUCGAGAAUGAAGUGGCGGUGUUGAGGCGUGUUAAGCAUCCUAAUAUCAUCAUGCUGAUUGAGGAGGUGGAUACACCCACUGAUCUCUAUCUAGUCAUGGAACUUGUGAAGGGUGGAGAUUUGUUUGAUGCUAUCACCUCCUCAACAAAAUACACUGAAAGAGAUGCUUGUGUGAUGGUAUUCGACCUGGCAGGUGCUCUUAAAUACCUCCACAGAAUGUGUAUCGUCCAUCGAGACAUCAAACCUGAGAAUCUGCUGGUGUGCGAGUACCCUAAUGGUACAAAGUCUUUGAAGUUGGGUGAUUUUGGCUUGGCCACAGUGGUUGAAGGCCCGCUGUACACUGUUUGCGGAACACCCACUUACGUUGCCCCAGAAAUCAUAGCAGAGUCGGGUUAUGGGCUAAAAGUGGAUAUCUGGGCAGCUGGAGUGAUAACCUAUAUCCUUCUAUGUGGCUUUCCACCUUUCCGCAGUGAGAAUAACCUUCAGGAUGACCUAUUUGAUCAGAUUCUGGUUGGGCGUUUAGAGUUCCCUUCACCCUUCUGGGACAAUAUCACUCACUCUGCUAAAGAGUUGAUUGGUCACAUGCUGCAAGUGAAUGUGGAGGCCAGAUACACAGCAGAGGACGUGCUGUCUCACCCCUGGGUCACAGUUAAUGAGGAGGGUGCAAUGGAAAACAAUAUGAAGAUGGAGGUGGCAGGUAAACUCAAAAAGCACUUUAACUCUGUGCAGAAACAGAGCAACACUUCCCCAGGAGUUUCUGUUCUUAUGAACACAGCUCUAGAUAAGGAAACCAUCCAGCUCUCUCGCCGGCGUAAGGACACCAGCCCUCCUCCAGGAAAAAGCCCCUCCUCCACCCAUCCAGGGAGACGACGCUCCAAUAGGAGACGGUCAUCUGCCCAAUCGGUGGAUUCUACGAGUGCUGCUCUGGUUGAGCCUUUAGCCUCAACAACCCCCAAUACACCAUCAGCACCUCUGUCCUCCCCUUGCUCUGCCCCACUUCCCUGCUUCCCAGAAUGCAGUGCUGAGGCCAACAAGGGCUUGCAGAAGGAAGAAUAACUCUACUUAGGGGAAUCAAUAUGGAGACAAUUCCAAAUAUAAAAAUAAACAAUUAAAUAGCUACUCUGCGAAUCUUUAAUGCUUCAUUGACUGGAAUACAGGAUUUGCUCAGAUUUUUGCCCCAAUUUACAGCCUGGAAGAGUUGCCAAAAGUGUUUUCUUAUCCAUUGUGACUUACUUCUAAGUGAAACAGCUUCUCGGACAAGAAAACAUAUUGGGCAGGACUUGAUUUUGUCUAUCAGGAAUUGAUUGGAUCAUUGUUGUCUGCUUUUGAUCUCAUGUGAUUGACAGCGUAUCCCGUCCUUGUGGCGAAAAACACAUCAUGAAAAGAGGUGUUGCCGCAAGAGGGACAGGAACAUCGCAAGGGCACAUGAAUGUAUUUGAUGUGCACGGACAACUCAUUUAUAGGCUAAAUACUGUGAUGAAAAUAGUCCAUUUGGAUUUCAUGGUGACUUUCAGGCUGGGAUACACCACAAUUUUUAAAAUUUGAGCAGAUUUUAAAACACUAACUGGUGAUCACACACUUAUGUUCGUUCCUAACUCGCACAGAAACACUCGCCUCAUUGCUUGGAGACGCAUUACAAAUGUAUCUGAAGCUAAAACUUCUGAGAGCUGAGAGUCUGUGCCCAUCAUGCGAUGUUUUGUGAAAUCUGUCUACUUAUGUCUGCAGACUGGCUCGGAGCCUCUGACUUUUAGCAACUAGCAUUGAUUCGUCCAGACUGUAAAUCGGGGCAAAAAACUGAGCAAAAUGUGUGUACUGUAUUCCAGCCAAUCGUCUGCUCGUUUCCCUGCUUUCUUCCUCCAGUUUGGCUUCAGAUCGCAGCACCCAUGUGGGUUUGAAAACUUUUAUGUGAUUGAUUGUAUAUAGGUGCUUUGGAUAUCAAAGAUCCGCUCUGCUUUUGUGUUUACUGACAUGAACAGCUCACGUCUCGAUUGUGAAUAGCAAGCACGUUUUAGGGUGGAUCUAAAUUCCAAAGGGAAAGAAAGACUUUGAAACUGGCAAGAAACUUGUCCUGCUGAAACUUGAAAGUAUGUUUGAAAAUAGACCGCUUGACCUUUUGACUCUGCUGAAGAAACACAAGAAAGCGAUUUGUAUUUUUGUGGUGGUGUGUUUUUAAGAGGGUGUGCCUAUAUUGCACUACUGUGUUCUGGAGUCAUUCUGCAGUAGUUUAGAGUUGCCUUCAUAUGAGCCAGCAAAGCAAGAAAUCUGUAGGGAUUGUUAAUAGUUCUGUUCUUUUGCUAAUUUAUUUGUACAGAUUAGACAUAAUGUGUAAUUGUAUUUUAGAAUAGUUUGAUAUUUUCAAGCCGGAGUCAUAAGUGCACGAUGUUUUGAUUUAGUAUUAGAUUACAAUCUGUCUUUGUCACCUAUUUCUCCAUGUAGCUACUGUCUGUACUUGUUAUCUCUUUGCUCACCAUCUGAUUCAAAGAGAGUGAUGAAGCUUGAUAAUACAUGUAUUUGACAUAAUGAACUGAUUUUUGACAUGUUUAAAGUUUCAAGAAAUAUUCAGUAUCAUUUCUGGAAGGCUAUUUCAUGUUUAAUAGGUGUCAUUUUCGAUUAGUGUUCCAUAUCAUCUCAUAAUCAAGGAAAUGCAAUAAAUGAUCUAGCUGUUGUUUA
Molecule: messenger RNA, 4507 nt
Organism: Pimephales promelas (fathead minnow)
Lineage: Eukaryota; Metazoa; Chordata; Actinopteri; Cypriniformes; Leuciscidae
Gene: dclk2a
Product: doublecortin like kinase 2a
Biological process (GO): protein phosphorylation; intracellular signal transduction
Molecular function (GO): ATP binding; protein kinase activity
Source: RefSeq, a predicted model, not a curated record